Messenger RNA from Suillus subaureus, 1706 nucleotides. RefSeq lists its product as uncharacterized. The coding region runs from base 133 to 1563 and encodes 476 amino acids. The transcript has 6 exons. The record is from RefSeq and is a predicted model, not a curated record. Lineage: Eukaryota; Fungi; Basidiomycota; Agaricomycetes; Boletales; Suillaceae.
UUCAACCGUGAGAAUUAGAAUUUUCAGUUUGCCCUCGAGCUUUUACAGACUUACUCUUCUUUAGCACAAUUUAGUUGUCUGCCCUUGCUCUCGCUCUUGCACUAGCUCAUCUUCUACUAUCUACUUUUCAGUAUGGUCGAUACUCCAAAUGUCCGUGUUGUUCCCGGUGCUCUCCCUCCCAUGUCACAGGCAAAAACUCAAAAGAAAAAACGUCGAUCAAACAAGCCAAAAACUGCAGACUCGCCUGCCGAAGGCUCCGUCAUUGUUCCAGAUACUACUUCUGCUGCUCAGAUUGACAGAGCACCAGAAGAGGCGGAUGUGAAGGAGGGCACAGUCGCUCCAGAACUUGCUGCACCUUCUGAAGCUCCGACCUUCGAUGAUUUAACCACCAAAUCCAGUCCGGUCGUAGAACUCCUCCAGAAACGCUUAAAAGCUUUGAACAAAAAGAUAGCCCGCAUAGGGAGUUAUGCAACAACGGAUCACGAAAAACUGGACGAUGACCAAAGGCGAACCCUGAAGACCCUUCCUUCAUUGGAGGCUGUUCAGAAAGAACUAAAAGAUGUCAAGAAAUUGAUCGAGUCCCACGAAGCUGAUCUUGCACGCGAAAUAGCAGCAAAACGUGCAGAUGCUGAAGCUGCAGAGGCUGUCAGAAUCGCUACCUCUGUUGCUGAUGCCGAGGCAUUGUCAGCUAGUAAAGCCUCUGCUAUACUAUCUCUAAUCCGUUUGCAUACAUGUCUCUCAAAUCGCCAGCCUCUUCCGGUUGUUCUUGAUUUCGAUGAGGCCGAAGGGGAAGCAAUAUUUUCUGUUUGCUCGACCCUUAUCACCGAGGAGUCAGAACUUAAACAAGCAAUACUGGCCGGUCUGCUCUCUGGACAAGGCGACUUCAAUGGUGUUUCGUAUGCAAGGCUACUGGAUAUCGUGCAGUCCUUCCUCAACCCCCCACGUGAACCAACACCUUUACCGGUAGAGCCCGAUGCAGCAACAGAAGUUGCUUCUGAGCAUUCAAGUAACUCGCCCACUGAAUCUCAACCCACUGCUAGUUUUCCCACUGCCAGUAGUCUGAGUGGCACUGGUAGCUUCCAUUUCAUGCAAGCGAGCGAGCUUGAGUCCGCUGACGACUCUGAGAAUACUGCUGAGUGGGUUGAGAAAUCCGAGGUUGAAGUGACGCAGAAUGGUGUUCUCGAGCACGAAGAAUCUGCACCUUCAGCUGCGGAAGUUGGUGGUGCACCUGCGCAGCCCAUUGAUUGGGCCGAGGCGGACGAGGAAGGUGGUCUGCCAUCGAUAGCAAACCUACAAGCAAGUUUUGCCCCUUCAGGAUCGGCCACUCCUGUUGCUGAACCUGUACCUGCACCUGUAAAUGGCGUCGAAGUUGUCGCUACCACUGCCCCGGAGCCUGAGAAUGAUGGCUUCACACACCCACGAGGUCGCGGACGCAGCAGAGGUUACCGUGGUGAAGGACGUGGUGGGCGGGGUGGCUACCGUGGGCGGGGUGAUUUCAGGGGCGGCGAUCGAGGGAACUUCCGAGGUGGUUACCGGGGCGGCGAGCGCGGUGGUCUGUCUUGAUAAUUUUGUUCACGAUAUCCACUCACUCCAUUCUUCACAGGCUACCGUGGCGAGCGGGGUGAACGCGGUGAGCGGACUGAACGUGGCGAGCGGACUGAACGCGGCGAGCGGGGUGAACGCGGCGAGCGAGGUGAACGUGGCGA